Panicum virgatum (switchgrass) is the source of this 2280-nucleotide messenger RNA. RefSeq names its product splicing factor U2af small subunit B-like. The coding region runs from base 1123 to 1998 and encodes 291 amino acids. Gene Ontology annotation, cellular component: U2AF complex; spliceosomal complex. The record is from RefSeq and is a predicted model, not a curated record. Gene Ontology annotation, molecular function: metal ion binding; pre-mRNA 3'-splice site binding. Gene Ontology annotation, biological process: mRNA splicing, via spliceosome. NCBI's taxonomy places the organism in Eukaryota, Viridiplantae, Streptophyta, Magnoliopsida, Poales, Poaceae. The transcript is spliced from 3 exons.
CCUAGUUUGCUUAGAUUUAAUUUGCAGGAUUUUUUCUUGCUGCGAGUAGUCGAAUCCACAUCAUUUUCGAUGGGACGAAUACUCCAACAAUCCUGCUUACCGCAGAUUUGGUUCCUGUGUGUAUAUUUACAAUUGUUUUUUAGAAGCCCGAUCUAGGGUUUUGAUUUGUGAACCGACGCAGCCCCGGCACUGCUCUCUGCUUUGCGGCUGUCGAGUUCAUCCUGCAGUUAGGAGCUACCAUGGUUGGCAUAUGCAGCAGCUGUAGACUUGUAGCCCCCCUUUUAGCCGAUUGAAUCAACCCAUAGAGCCAUACAAGGAUUAUCUCGAUGUAAUUUGCAAUCAAGGUUGGUUAGCUGAUUGCUGCAAUUGUGACAGGGUGACAUGUUUAGGCUGAUUGCUGGAAUAUAAACAAAGCAGUAGUUAAUUAAGAAUAUGAAUGGAUUUUGCUUUCUUGGUAGUUUUAACAGUGUUCUGGGUCUUCCUUCUGAUCAGAAAUUAAUAAUAAUCUAAAAUGGUGUGCAGCUUAGGUUAAAAUCAAGUAAUAUUUUGUUGGGCGGAAAAUACAAGGCCUCACCAGAAGGAAUACCCUUGUGCAGCAGACGAAGAGCUGUCUCUCUGUGUGGUUUUGUUUGGUUUAUUUUUUUGCAGUUGCAGGGGGAGAAUCUAAACAUUAUAUUGGAGGGACAAAUUCAUUUUGUUUACCUUUUAGUUUAUCUGUUGGGCAUUAACCUAGUUGAACGGUGUGCAGAUUUAUAUAGGUUAAAAAGUGACCAGUUUACCAGGAGCAAGAUUUAGCCCUGACGAGUACUGAAAUAGAUCACAGUUAUUUUGGUCUUUCUAUUCACUUUCUCCUGAUAUUUAACUUUUUGAGUAAGUUUGCAGAUUAGGUCUUAAAAAGGGAUUGGGAUUAGGAUUUCUUGGAAGGCCUGAGCUGUAUAAUUUUCCAGUCAUACAGUCGGCUGCACAGGGUUAAAUUUACAGGAAUAUUACUUGUUGGUGAUCAUAAAAGAAGCGUAUGUUGUGAGCCCUGGUUUGUUUUAGCUGCAUGUGUACCUUUUGUCUACUUAGUCUUGCACACUGACGACCUUUAUUGAGGCAUAGUGUCAGCCACAGAGUUGAAUCAUGGCGGAGCACUUGGCUUCGAUCUUUGGCACUGAGAAGGAUAGGGUCAACUGCCCUUUCUACUUCAAGAUUGGGGCUUGUCGUCAUGGGGAUCGCUGUUCCCGUCUGCACAACAGGCCAACCAUAUCACCGACUCUUGUUCUUGCUAACAUGUAUCAGCGUCCUGAUAUGAUAACCCCUGGAGUUGAUGCUCAAGGCCAACCUAUUGAUCCUGAGAAGAUGCAGGAGCAUUUUGAGGACUUCUAUGAGGACAUCCAUGAGGAGUUGGGCAAGUUCGGUGAGAUCGAGAACCUGAAUGUCUGCGACAACCUUGCUGACCACAUGAUAGGGAAUGUCUAUGUCCAGUUCAGGGAGGAAGAACAAGCAGCUGCAGCAUACAAUGCUCUUCAGGGUCGCUUUUACUCUGGCCGCCCAAUAAUUGUGGAGUAUUCUCCUGUGACUGACUUCCGUGAAGCAACCUGUAGGCAGUUUGAGGAGAACAGCUGCAACCGUGGUGGCUACUGUAACUUCAUGCAUGUGAAACAAAUUGGCAGGGAUCUCAGGAGGAAGCUCUAUGGGCAUUCUGCUUCCAGGAGGUACCAUGGGAGAAGCAGAAGCAGAAGCCCCCCACCUCAAAGGAGGGGUCAUCGUGAUCGUGAUGACUACCAUCGUGACCGUGAUGAUUACCGUCGUGGUGGCGGCGGCGGCGGCGGUGGCGGGCGGGGUAGAGGCAGCAGACAUGACAGGUAUGAUGAUGGAGGGGGCAGAGGCGGCAGGCACGACAGGUAUGAUGAUGGAGGAAGACGCAGGCGUGGGAGGAGCCCAGUCAGGGAGAGCAGCGAGGAACGCAGGGCGAAGAUUGAGCAGUGGAACCGUGAACGGGAGGCAAAGCAGUGAGGUUUCUGUGGCAAGUGUCUUGAGACGAGCAUUGCUCACUGGAGUUGUUUAGCUCGUCGUUUACCCCUAUAUUCUAAGUGAACUAGUGUUUGGUGAUAUUCUGCUUGGCUAAGUAACCUUUUUAAGUGCAGGAUGCCUCAGUUUAUUUGGUUAUUCAGUUGAAGCUAGCAUUGGUGUGAGUGUGAGAUCAUUAUUGGUGUUAGUGUUAUGUCAGUUGUGACUUUGUUAUUCGAAUGACCAUAUGGUUUUCAGCUCUGUGCUAUGUUCCCUGUUGGAUUUCCA